UCAAUGGCGAGAGUUAACAAGUUAGAGGGUCGCCUGUUGGCAAGGUCAUUUGGUGAACAAAAAAGCUCAAGUGGGAGGUUGCGAUUCUAGAAGGCCUUUGCAUUAUCUUUGUUGGACCCACUCUUAUGAGAGAGCGCUCCUCAACUUCACUUCUUGAGUUACACUUCUGCUUUGGAUGAUUAUUUAUUUUGGAUGCCGCAGAUGACUGUGAAGGACUGACACAGGGGUCAUCAAGGGCAACUGUCUUGGCUCCAUCUUCAUUGACACUUUGAAAAAGGUGCUCUUAUUUUUCACCUUACCUGUGUGGGAUUUUCAGAUGGAAUAAUGUCUACAUGUUGGAGUAGAAGAUCGUGGAUUCCAGUUUUGUUUGCUGCCACUCUGGUUAUUCCUUUUGUUCACACCGGAUCCGACCACGACAGAAGGCUGGCGGGCUCGUCCUCGUGCUAUGGAGGCUUUGACCUCUAUUUUGUCUUGGACAAAUCUGGGAGUGUGAUGGACCACUGGACUGAAAUCUACCAUUUUGUUGAGCAUUUAGCUCAUAAAUUCAUAAGUCCACAAUUACGGAUGUCAUUUAUCGUGUUCUCCACUGAAGGGAAGAUUUUAAUGAGCCUGACAGAGGACAGAGAGCGUAUCCGCAAAGGUCUGGAGGAGCUCCAGGGAGUUCAUCCAGGAGGGGACACCUUCAUGCACGAGGGCAUCCUGAGGGCCAGUGAGCAGAUAUACUAUGGAAACAUAGAAGGUUAUCGCACCGCCAGUGUGAUUAUAGCUCUGACAGAUGGAGAGCUGCAUGAGGAUCUCUUCUACUAUGCCGAGAGAGAGGCCAAUCGCUCCCGGAGCCUGGGGGCCACCGUUUACUGCGUUGGGGUGAAGGACUUCAAUGAGACUCAGCUGGCGAAGAUUGCUGACAGUAAGGACCACGUAUUCCCGGUCAAUGAUGGAUUUGAGGCUUUGCAAGGGGUCAUUGAUUCUAUCCUGAAAAAGUCUUGCAUUGAGAUUCUGGCAGCUGAACCUUCCAGUAUCUGUGCAGGAGAGUCAUUCCAGGUUGUAGUGAGAGGAAAUGGAUUCCUUCAUGCUCGCAAUGUUGAUAAGGUCCUGUGCAGCUUUCGCAUUAAUGACACCGUUACUAAAAUGGUCAAACCUUUGAUAGUGGAGGAUACAUAUCUUCUCUGCCAGGCACCUGUGCUCCAGGAUGAGGGAAUGGCAGCAAAUCUUUACGUCAGUAUGAACGAAGGGCUCAGUUUCAUCUCCAGUUCCGUCACCAUUACAACUGUGAGCUGUUCUGAUGGGACCAUUUUGGCCAUUACUCUGCUCAUCCUGAUGCUGCUGCUCAUCUUGGCUCUCCUAUGGUGGUUCUGGCCCCUCUGCUGCACUGUGAUCAUCCAUGAGCCGCCGCCACCUAUUGCGGAGGAGAGUUCGGAUGAUGAAGACGAUGAUACGCCAAAGAAGAAAUGGCCCACUGUAGAUGCUUCCUACUAUGGAGGACGGGGAGUCGGGGGAAUCAAAAGGAUGGAGGUUCGCUGGGGUGAGAAAGGCUCCACAGAAGAAGGAGCAAAGCUGGAGAAGGCCAAAAAUGCCAAAGUGAAGAUGCCUGAGCAGGAGUUUGUGCAGUCCCCCACGCGUGUUCUCAACAACGGCAUGCAGAAACCGCUCGGACCGCACAAGUGGUACUCUCCCAUACAGAACAAGCUGGAUGCAUUGUGGGCCCUUUUAAGGAAAGCCUACAACCGCGUGUCUGUUAUGAGACCUCAUCCAGGUGAUAAGGGCCGAUGCAUGAACCUCAUUCGAACAAAGUCGGCCACUCCUCGCUACCCCCACUAUAACCCGCCGCCCAUCUACACCCCUCCCAGCAGGAGUCCACCUGCACCACAGGGCACUCUCCCGCCAACCCCCUGCGGCCCACCGUCGUCGCCCCUGUUCUCCACUACCCUGCCCUUCGUGCCUUCGACGCCCUCCGACGCAUCCCCCUCCCCUCCAUCCACUCCUCCUUAUUACACCCCGCCUCCCAAACGGGCCCUCCCUCCCACCUCCUUGCACACGCUCGCCGCGCCCGAGCUGCCGCUCACCCCGCCGCCGCCCCUCUCGCCCUCCGGCACCUUGCCCCCGCUACCUCAAGGCCCCGCCCCGGGACGAGCCCCGCCGCCGGCCCGCCCGCCGCCACGCCCCGGCCUGUAGCUGGGAAAGUGAGAAUCCCAGCAAGAAUUCGUGACCAUGUUUGAUUGUGUCUGCAGGAGAGCAAAGCCCAGCAGGCUGUGGCCCACCUGCCUUGUGCAGAGGACAACGAGGAGCUGCUUUCCGCUAUUUGUCUACACUGACUUUUGGACACAACUAGCCCAACGGAUGCUUGAAUCACUGACAUUGAAUCAUAUUCAUUCUCCCGCAGAGAGAUUUAAGUGUCCACUCCCUGUCCAGCUGAGAGAUGAUAGACUCGCACAUGGGAGCACGAUCCUAUAACGAUAAAAUGACUCCAACUGCAUCAUGGAGAAUCCGACACAGCCUUGCGUUUUGAUAUCAAUGAAACCUGAGCAGUUUCAUCGAUCCAUUUUCAAUAGCGUUUGUACUUCUUGGGGUCAAGGGUGAGUUGGAGUCUAUGCCAGUAGACUUUGGCGGAGUGGCGGUCUUAGGUGGGCAUUGGACUGCCUCGUAUGCUGGACUGUUUGGCUCGUUUCAUUGGAAGAAAUAGAAAAGAAGAGAAUUUGUAUUUUUCUAAGGGGAGACAAUCGCUGGGCACGAAUAACCAUUCACACUCACAUUAUGACACCUCUGCAAAUAUUAGAGUCAGUUGAAAAAUUGUAUGUCAUAAUCUUUGUACAGUUCUUAUUCCUUGGUAAACCAGAUUCCGUAUUGUCGUUUACGCACUUGAAAAUGGGCGCGUCCGACUAGAGCAUGUCUGCGAUUGGAGAACUUGUUUUAUACUACUCGUACCGGUAACUUGUUUGUAUGAAGCUGUUGUUUUAAUAAAAGUGUUAAAACAAUCAC
This is a messenger RNA of Hippocampus comes (tiger tail seahorse), 2976 nucleotides long. It is a transcript of the gene antxr1a, whose product is annotated as ANTXR cell adhesion molecule 1a. Bases 325 to 2172 code for a protein of 615 amino acids. Gene Ontology annotation, cellular component: cell surface; plasma membrane. Gene Ontology annotation, molecular function: transmembrane signaling receptor activity. The record is from RefSeq and is a predicted model, not a curated record. The transcript is spliced from 18 exons. NCBI's taxonomy places the organism in Eukaryota, Metazoa, Chordata, Actinopteri, Syngnathiformes, Syngnathidae.